Triplophysa dalaica is the source of this 4233-nucleotide messenger RNA. It is a transcript of the gene ube2h, whose product is annotated as ubiquitin-conjugating enzyme E2H (UBC8 homolog, yeast). Bases 211 to 762 code for a protein of 183 amino acids. The record is from RefSeq and is a predicted model, not a curated record. Gene Ontology annotation, molecular function: ubiquitin conjugating enzyme activity. Gene Ontology annotation, biological process: protein polyubiquitination; ubiquitin-dependent protein catabolic process. The transcript has 7 exons. Lineage: Eukaryota; Metazoa; Chordata; Actinopteri; Cypriniformes; Nemacheilidae. Gene Ontology annotation, cellular component: nucleus.
AGGGAUAGAUAUCUGCGAGAGAGAGCUGUUCGGGCAGAGGACUACCAGUACUAUCCGCAGCGGACAGAAAGUGGAGAGCGAAAAAUAACUCAAGGACCGACAGCCUGCCGUAUGCCAAUGUUCAAAAAUAUACAGUUUCGAUAGAGGCCAAGGGAUCAAGAAUCAGACGCAGAAGAUUUUAGCUUUGGUCAUCUGAAAGAGGAGAUAAAGAUGUCGUCUCCAAGUCCGGGAAAAAGACGAAUGGACACAGACGUGGUGAAACUCAUUGAGAGUAAACACGAAGUCACGAUCUUGAGUGGACUCAACGAAUUUCUAGUCAAGUUUUAUGGACCACAAGGAACACCGUACGAAGGGGGCGUAUGGAAGGUGCGAGUAGAUCUUCCUGACAAAUAUCCCUUCAAAUCUCCAUCUAUAGGAUUUAUGAAUAAGAUUUUUCAUCCGAACAUCGAUGAAGCGUCAGGGACCGUGUGUUUAGAUGUGAUCAAUCAGACAUGGACCGCUCUUUAUGAUCUCACCAAUAUCUUCGAGUCGUUUUUGCCACAGUUGCUGGCCUACCCGAACCCCAUCGACCCUCUGAACGGGGACGCCGCAGCCAUGUACCUGCACCGGCCAGAGGACUACAAACAGAAAAUCAAAGAAUACAUCCAGAAAUAUGCAACAGAGGAGGCCCUGAAGGAGCAGGAGGAUGGAGCAGGCGACUCCUCUUCAGAAAGCUCCAUGUCUGAUUUUUCAGAGGACGAAGCUCAGGACAUGGAGUUGUAGUUAGGGGCGAGAGUUUCUCCCCUUUACCACAGAGACUAUAUGAUUUCCUAACCAUGCGAAGCAGACUAUAAAGAUUCAUAUUUAAACAAGGUGAUUUUUUUUAUCGUUAUUAUUAUUAUUAUUACUAAACCAGGAUUUUUAUGGAUAUCUAGCGUUGACGAUGAAUACAGCACCCUCUCUAGGUGUUAUGUCUCUACUUUCUGGUGGUUGUUUUUUUUCCUUGACCUCUCUUUCACUCUCUCACUUGCUCUCUCCGUCACCCCACCGAAAGAAAGGCUCGUAGUGUUCACCCCGAUUCCACCUUGGUAGCCGGAAUGCAUGUCAUCCACCUUUCAAACCGGAUUCUAAACCAAGGCUAUUUAAGCGGUGGUGCCCAUCUUUUUCUCCCUUGUGACGUUACUAACGCAUGAGAGAAUCCUACGGGUUCUGUCUGUGAUGCCAUGACGUGUAAACCCCCUCAGAUUAGAGGACAGUCUUCAGUUGGAGUUGUUGCUGUUGGAUUGGACGCAUUUUGCCAGACGCAUCCCUGUUUCUUCGUUUCACCUCAGCCGUUUGAUCGAUUCCAUUCGAUCUUUCCAAUGCAAGUCAUUUUGAAUUGUCGCCUGGCUGUCGUAUUUGUUUGUUUUCUCUUUGAACAGCUGUAUUUUUUUGGAAGCGAAGACAAAAAUGUUAGCCGAAGGGAAAUGGAAGGUUAUUUUGUUGAUCCUAGUUUUCAUUUUAUUUAACUUUUUAUUUGGGUCUCACCUUGGGGGAAAUUCAGAUGUUUCCAUGCUGUGUCAAUAUUAUCAUCAGGAUUUUACAGAACCCCUCACCGAUGAACAGCGUCGAUGUCAUAAAUGUUCUGCCAAAGAAAACAAGACUGUGAGCUUUAGAUGUGUUGUUUGUUUAUUGGGUUGCAGUGUUCUUAACUUUGCUGUCGAUCGAUGAGCCGUCCCAACAUUAAUAGAACAUCUUUGCAAAGUAAUUGGUGACCAAAAAAACCCUGUAUUGUGAAAAUUUGACAUAACCUUCACAAGCACAACCUAUCCCUCGCAUCUUAGUUUUCAUUUGCAAAAUAUUAAAUAUGGCGUGUACCAUGAUCGAUGUCUAUAGAUACAAACCGCUCCAGUUAAUAUCCUUGAUAUUUCAAAUCUUUUGACAUGUGUUAUUCUAAAAGAUGUGGAUAAAGAGGCUAGCACACAGACAUUCAACAGAUGCUCAUGAAUUUUCAACUAGCUCUGUUUUUUUUUGCUUUGUGGAAGCCCUGGCUGGAUUUUAAGACAUCUCAAAAUGUCUAGGAGCAAGAGCACAAGUCUUUAUUUUCUAGACACCAGAGGAACAGUACAGUCUGUACCUUGUCUUGCCUCUCCAUGUUCCACUUUCUAAUAACAAUGUAUGAAAAGAGUGUUUGUCUUUCUGUUACUGUCUCGCAUCCUUUACGGCUCCCUUUUUUGUACGUUGUGGUACGGUACGGAAGUGGAGUUGUGUAGGAUUUAGAAGAAACGUCGAAGAGACAUUUGUAGUAAUCAUCUUUCCUAUUGCUUGUGCAUAUCUACGCUAGAUGUUGUUUGACCUCAUGUAGAUCUAGUUAGUUUACCGGGUGGUGAAGUCAAAAUGUUCAUAUGGAUUUAGUUUUCGGUAACCUGCUUGUCCGAAUACACAUUAUCGGGUGGAUUAGGUUUGGUUAGAUUUGCCUCCAUCGGUUAGGAUUCAUAAGAACCUACUUGUGGUUUUAGUUGAAGUGAGUAACAUUUACUAACGUGGAGGUGAGUUGUUGCUGGCACGGCAGUUGUGUUCUGUAUAAAGAGCUUUUGAUUUUUAUCACGCACCUGCAGAAAUCAGCAUAUAAAACACGAAGAACCGCGUUUAGUUGGUUCGGUUCUGUUUGUUCAGUAUUCUCGCAUUACGACGCUAAACAGUUCGGCGGAUUUAUUCACUGUCUGGAAAAUAAAAGCUUCGCGGAUGUCAGCCUAAGUGGAAUAGCAUAGGGGUUUUCUGUUCAUGAUUUGGCUCGUGUGGUUGUUACAAAGCUGCCAAUAUUUAUCCUCCAAAGUGGCUUUUUGCGUUCUGCCGUUUUCUCAAAUCGAUGUUUCAUGGGCAAAACAAGAGUUUUGAAGUUUAGCUCGUGUCUAGAAUUGGCCGAAUAGUGCAAUGAAGAAAAGUUCAAAUAUUUUCCUGUCUGGUUUUCUACACAAACACCAUCUUUCUCAACUGUAUGCAGUAUUGUGUUUGAGUGAGGGGGAGUCGAUGAGACCGACAGUGGACCGAUGUGAGGUGAUGUGAAUCUGCGUCUCUUAAUCGGAGGGAUCUUCUUUUCUUUUAAAUAGAGGCUUUGUUUCCCAUACAACACGGCCCUACCACCCUUCUCUCUCAGAUGCAUGAAAAAUGCAUCUCGAUUGUGGUUUGGUUACAUGGCAACAAACACACACACACCGUCAUAAGAAACAACAAACUCUGCCUCUCUUUUUCUUUUAAUUCUGCUUUAUUUUUGCUCCCUGGACUUAAACCUUUAAUACGAGGGGUGAAAUUUCGUUCUAAAAAUUGUUUUGUUUGCUUUUAACUGUCAUGUCAAAGAGUAAAAUUGACUAAAGAUUCUGAGAAAUAAACAAAUGUAUUUGUGUGCUUCCAUUACAAGUUUAAUUUGGAAUUGUGAAUUUAUUUUUUAUUAUUUAAUAAUUUUCAGACUUAUUUUUUCUCCCACAUCAAUAAAAGAGAGGUACCCAUUUGGAGCAGGUAAUAUUGACAAUAUCUUGUGUUUGCGGAUAGAGGGCGCUCUUCAGAGUUUGUUUAGUGGUUGGGGUGGAAUAAACAAUUACAGUGUGUUCCUUUUUGUUUCGCACCCAUAAGGCCGCAGUGGUUAAACACAUACUACGCAUCUCCACGCGUUUUGGGGACAGCAGUUAUUAAUGUCAAGAUCUCCAGCUGUUUGUUUGAUAGGGAGAGAUAAAGAGAGAGGGAAGGGGGAAGAAGAGUAUUGUCUUCCGGCUGUCAUGGCCUUAGAGGGUUGCCCUAUUGGAGCUCUGGGUCGAUGGCAUCACAUCUCCUCUUGCAUUUGUGUUAACAGCUCUCCAGUGCACUUUUGCAUGCGUCUGGUGUAGAGUCCAGUCUAGUUGAGUCCUGGCUGUCCACUCCUUUAGUUUUUAUACCUGUGCUUCAAAGGGUGCUCAGACAUCGGGCUUAUGUGGGCACACAGCAUGGAUUUUUUUAAUAGUAUCUGUAUUUAGUACCUAGUGUGUGAUACGCUGAUAAAAAAUCGAAACAUACACUUUUUGUUAAUCGCAGGUAUUACGGUAAUUUGCCCCUUUUAUUUCCUUAUCCAUUAACCUUAAUCUUUAUUUUUGCCUUUUCUUUUAUCUUUUGCAUUGUGAAGUGGGCAUGCCUGUCACAAAGGACAAAUGCUCUUUAUCUAUAGGAUUAUAAUCUCUUAAAUAGCUGUGUACAGUAAACUGUAAUAACUUCUUUUUUAAUAAAAUAUUAAAUAUGUGUACAAAA